AUGGUGGUGCAAGAUCUGUGGCGAACAGGCUGCGAAUGGGAUGACGAAGUAGACGACGAGAGUCUUCGUAAGUGGGAACGCUGGACGGGUCUGUUGCCGACGGUGGAAGACAUACGUAUACCUCGCUGUUACUUCAAAGACGCUCGCUCAACGUCCAUCAACUCUCUGGAGCUGCAUGUUUUUACUGAUGCAAGCAUUCACGCAUACGGUUGUGCUGCCUACUUCAGAGCUGUAAUCGACGGAGAUGUAAGGUACUCGCUGGUGAUGUCACGUUCGAAGGUGGCUCAAUUAAAACUACAGUCAGUUCCACGUCUCGAACUGAUGGCUGCUGUUCUCGGGGCGAGGAUGCUGCAAACGGUAAGAUUAAACCAUUCACUUACCAUUUCAAAAUUCGUUCUUUGGAGUGAUUCGCAAACGGUGCUGAGCUGGAUCCGGUCAGAUCAGCACAAAUACAAGCAAUUCGUUGCUUUCCGAAUCUGUGAAAUAUUGGAACUGACGUCUACUAACGAUUGGAGGUAUGUUCCGUCCGAUUUGAAUAUCGCCGACGUCGUUACGAAAUGGAGACAAGGACCACCACUGGAAUCAGACGGUCCAUGGUUCAACGGUCCACAGUUUCUACAUAAACCAGAGUCAGAGUGGCCCGAGCAGCAGAAACCGAAGUUCAACGUCUUGGAAGAGAUGAAAGCAUGCAUGCUGUUCCACGACGCCGGUUAUCCGGUUAUCAACGUCAACGUAACGUCACGGUGGUUGAGGUUGAUUCGAAUAGCAGCCAGCGUAAUUCGGUUCAUUGUCAACUGUCGGCGAAAAAUAGCUAGGCACCCAAUCCUAGUAUCGAAGGCGGGACGCAACUUGGAGCGUUCUGUAAUAGCGAAACCGGAAUCCAUCUGGUUGCCGCUGCUUCAAGACGAGCUCCAAGCAGGAGAAAUUAUGCUUGUGAAACAAGCCCAGCAGGACAGCUUUGAGGAAGAAUUGAAGAUAUUGGAGACCAGCCGUGGACGCAACCCGGAUCAAUCGCCGGUACUCGUUGACAAGUCAAGCUGGCUCUACAAGCUGAGUCCGAUCAUCGAUGCCAACGGAAUUGUGCGCAUGGGUGGAAGAUUGGCGCUAUCGGAAUCGGUUCCUUUCGAUACGAAAUUUCCGGUAAUUCUUCCCAAGCGACAUCAGAUCACAAGUAUGAUCAUCCAAUAUUACCAUGAAAAAUAUGGUCAUGCCAACAAGGAGACCGUGUUCAACGAACUUCGUCAACGCUUCUACAUCCCACAGCUUCGAGCAACCAUUUUGCUAGUCGUGAAAGACUGCAUGUGGUGCAAAGUCAACCGAUGUCAGCCACAAGUUCCGGUGAUGGCACCACUUCCGGUUCAACGGGUCACGCCGCAGUUGCGCCCCUUCAGCUCGGUCGGAGUUGAUUAUCUGUGUCCUGUAGAAGUAUUGGUCGGUCGUCGAAGAGAGAAGAAAUGGGUAGCUCUGUUCACUUGCCUUGCAGUACGAGCCAUUCACCUCGAAGUGGUGCAUAGUUUGACCACGCAAGCUCGUAUGAUGGCGAUAAGGAGGUUCAUCUGUAAGCGAGGUUCGCCGGACGAAUUCUUUCCGGACAACGGAACCAACUUCAAAGGUGCAAGCAAUGAGAUGUACAAAACGAAGCAGAAGGUCAGUACAGAAUGUGCGGAAAGUGUCACAAGUCCAGCAAUCAAGUGGCAUUUCAUCCCUCCCGGAACACCCCACAUGGGGGGUAGCUGGGAAAGAAUGGUGAGAUCUGUUAAGGAAGCUAUGAGAGCUUUAGACGACGGCAGAAAGCUAACGGAUGAAAUACUCUUGACCACGUUGUCGGAGGCGGAGGAUAUGGUUAAUUCACGUCCGUUGACAUAUCUUCCACAAGAAACUGAAGAAACCGAAGCCAUCACACCAAAUCGUUUUUUGCGCGGGGCUGUCAAGGAUGAGGAUCAGAUUUUCGAUGGGGAUGUUGAACUGGCAGAUGCUCUGAGGAACGUUUAUAAGCGGUCACAGUACCAGGCCGAUAGGAUGUGGAAGAGGUGGAGCAAGGAGUACCUACCCAGUAUCAAUCGGAGGACAAAGUGGUACGAAGAGCGAAGACCGUUGCAAGUGGGAGAUUUGGUGUUCAUAGUAGAUGGUGCACAGCGGAAGAAUUGGGUCCGCGGAAUAGUUGAAGAGGUUGUAGAAGCUGUGGAUGGCAAGAUCCGGCAAGCCAUGGUGAAGACAAAUAAAGGCGUAUUUCGGAGAGCAGUGGCCAACCUAGCCGUAGUGGAGAUUCCCGGUAAUUCCAGGACAUCCGGCAAAGCGGAACCGGAGUUACGGGCUGGGGUGUAA
Molecule: messenger RNA, 2325 nt
Organism: Ochlerotatus camptorhynchus
Lineage: Eukaryota; Metazoa; Arthropoda; Insecta; Diptera; Culicidae
Exons: 1
Coding region: 1-2325 (774 amino acids)
Biological process (GO): DNA integration
Molecular function (GO): nucleic acid binding
Source: RefSeq, a predicted model, not a curated record